UUCAAAGAGCAUUUGAACAAACCAAUUGCAUAUCGCGUUUGCGAUAUCAGAAGCAAAUGCCAGUUAUCAUUGGCAUCACCGUUGCCCACGAGUAGCCCUGAGAGUGACAAUUCGGAUCACCUUCCAAGUGCAACUGAAUCAGACGGUGAAUCCACUCAACAAAACGAGAGUACAUCUGGCGAAGUUGAGGAAGAGGAGCGUGCGACUGGUGAAUCUGAUGAGAAGGUGGUUGAGCCGGAAGAACAAUUAGAUGAAGGCACUACCACUGAAAAAGUUGCAUCUGAAACGGGAAAGACGACUGAACUACCUGAAGAAACGACAACUCUAUCGUUAGAAGAUCAAGAAUCCACACAGUCCUCAACAUCCGAGGCAUCUGAAGCUAGUGAGGAGGAAGGCAACGAAAAUAUUGAAGAAAAAAGUGAAAAUGCUGAAGAGGAAUCCGAAAGUGCUGAAGAAAUAAAAAUACCACAGAAAGAAUGUCCGCCAGAUCAUGAAGAUUUGAAAAUCUGUAAGAAAUAUUUCGAUGAAUAUUAUGAAAAAGUUGCUAUAUGGGCAAAGAAACAUGAUGAAAAAAUGGAGGCACAAAAUUGGAAGGUAUUUGUUCCAGUUCUUAUUCUCAUUAUUCCAGAGUCAGCCAUUAUGAAAAUUGGUCUAUGA
Molecule: messenger RNA, 657 nt
Organism: Anisakis simplex (herring worm)
Lineage: Eukaryota; Metazoa; Nematoda; Chromadorea; Rhabditida; Anisakidae
Source: the annotation of a GenBank genome assembly